AUGGUAUCUACAUCAAAGGCAAAGAAGGGAAGGAUUUCUUUUAUCAUUUUCCUUUAUAUGGAUGAUCUCCUUGUAGUUGGUAGUUGUGAAACUAAAACUGAGCAGUUCAAGGAUAAGAUGAAACAAGUAUUUGAAAUGACUGAUUUGGGCAAGGUAGCUUAUUUUCUUGGCAUGGAACUUCUAUCUACCUCAUGUGGAAUGAUUUUGCACCAAUCUAAAUUUGCAAAAGAGAUCCUGACAAAAUUCAACAUGUUAGAGUGUAACAUUGUAGUCACACAAGCUGAAACAAAUUUGAAAUUAGUGAGUUCAGAUGAAGGCGAAGAAGAUGAAGUGGAUGCUACCAUAUUAAGACAGCUAGUAGGUUCCUUGAGGUACUUGUGUCUAAGCAGGCCAAACAUCUCCUAUGGAGUUGGUUUAGUGAACAGGUUCAUGAGCAACCCUAUCAAACAACAUUUCAAUUCUAGAAAAAAGAUAAUGAAGGACGUUAAUGGCACACUUUAUUAUGGUCUCGUCUUUUUGCAAGACAAAGGCAACAACAUACUCAAACUAACUAGUUUUUUAUGCUGA
Molecule: messenger RNA, 567 nt
Organism: Lathyrus oleraceus (garden pea)
Lineage: Eukaryota; Viridiplantae; Streptophyta; Magnoliopsida; Fabales; Fabaceae
Exons: 1
Coding region: 1-567 (188 amino acids)
Source: RefSeq, a predicted model, not a curated record